CUUGGAGCGCGAAACAUGGCCGGGCUAGGCGCUGGUGGUGGUGGUGGUGGCGGUGGCUACGAGGGCGACGACAGCGUGUUCGAGGCGGCCGUGGAGGUGUUCGCGAAGCUGAAGGACCUCAACUGCCCCUUCCUCAAGGGUCUUUACAUCACAGAACCACAGACCAUUCAGGAACUGCUGUGCAGCCCCUCGAAGUACCGCUUGGAAAUCCUGGAGUGGAUGUGUACACGGGUCUCUCCUUCCUGGCAGGACAAGUUCAGCUCGCCAAAGGCGACCCCGGCUGAGGUGAAGAUCCAAGAGAUGGUGAAAUUAGGCCACGAGCUGAUGUUGUGUGGGCCAGAUGACCAGGAGCUCCUGAAGGGCCGGGCCUGUGCCCAGAAGCAACUGCACUUCCUGGACCAGCUGCUGGACGUGAUCCGGAGCUUGACCAUCGGAUAUUCCAGCUGCUCCAGUGCGAAGGAGCACUUUGAGGACACCAGGGAGAAGAAUGAGGCGCUGCUGGGGGAGCUGUUCUCCAGCUCCCACCUACAGAUGCUCCUGAGCCCCAAGUGUGACCCGUGGCCCCUGGACAUGCAGCCCCUCCUCGACAAGCAGAGUGAUGAUUGGCCGAGGGCCAGCCCCUCUGUCGAGUUGGAGGAGGAGAAGGCGUUGGAGCUGGUCAGGCAGCUGCAGGAGAGCGCUGUUAAGCUGCAGGCACUCAGGGUAGAGUACUUUGUGCAACACCAGCAAGGGGCUGAGAUGAACAGGGCCGACACCGGCACCCUGGACCAGAAGCUGCGCCUGGUUGUCUCUGACUUCCACCAGCUUGUUGUGGCUUUCCUCCAAGUCUAUGACGAUGAGCUGGCUGAGUGCUGCCAACGCCCAGGCCCCUACCUCCACCCGUGCGGCCCCAUCAUCCAGGCCGUGUGCCAGAUUCUGACGUCAUGCAGCCAACUGUUGAAAGCAGUCAUGGAGGUCACUGGCAUCUGGGCUGAAACCGUGGAGAUGGUGAAGCAGCAGCAGAGUGAGCAGAUCUUUUGGGGCAGCAACAGCUCUGAGAUGAGUCUAGCCACCAAAAUGGAAGAAGUAACCCAGAAAUAUAAGAUCUUCAACGACGGUCUGCGCAAAGGCGCAGGGUCGGCUGGGAGCAGGAGGCUCCGACUCAGAGAGCCAGGCAGCCGGGAAGGGCUGAGCCAUCAUCAGGAGAAGCACUUACAGCCCCCGUAUUCUCUGGGCACAGCCUCCAAAUGCCUGGCGCCUUCAGCUCCUUGGGAGGGGGAGGGAGGAAGGGGUCAGAGGUGGGGCAGGACAGCCGUGUGAGCUGGAGAGAAAG
Molecule: messenger RNA, 1312 nt
Organism: Diceros bicornis minor
Lineage: Eukaryota; Metazoa; Chordata; Mammalia; Perissodactyla; Rhinocerotidae
Gene: HAUS7
Product: HAUS augmin like complex subunit 7
Exons: 10
Coding region: 16-1299 (427 amino acids)
Biological process (GO): centrosome cycle; spindle assembly
Cellular component (GO): HAUS complex
Molecular function (GO): microtubule minus-end binding
Source: RefSeq, a predicted model, not a curated record